AACCAAACAACCUAAAUAACUCGAUUCAAACAGAGUUACUGAUAUUUGUGUUUUGUGAAAUUACAAAAAUGGAAGAACACGUUAACGAAUCAAUGAACAAAUCCGAUGUAACGUUUGAUAAUCUUAUCAUUCUAAAGGAAUUCAGUAAUAUUGUAAAUCAUGUGAGCGAUGAGGAGUUUCUUGAAACGGUGCCUAAAACAAAAAUGAAGCGAGUAAAAUGGGUGCCAAUGUUCAACUGCUUGAAACAAGGAAUUCUGGAUGAAAUGAUACAGGAAAUGAAUGCUAUGUGGGCCUCAGAAAACUUACCACAAAAGUUGGAAAUUUUACAGAAACAGCAAGCGAAAUAUAGUCACAAAGAUUCAAACACAACAUUAUGGAGGCCUCAGCUAGGUGAUGUCAAAAGCCAAUUGAAAGCUCAUGAUGUUGCAAACUUACAAAAACAAAAAAAAGUGCUGGAAGGCCUAGCGAAAGAGUAUGAAGCCAGAGUCAGCAAACUAAAAAAGAUUCUUUCUGCUAAGCGAGGAUACAUCAAAGCAUUGAAAAUGGAUGUUGCCAAAUAUCAGAAGAAGAAUGAAAGCACUGUUUCUAAAAUCAGUGAAAGACUUGAGAGCCAUGAGCAGCGAAUUAAGAUAAUUAUACCCACCAAGCCAGAUCUUGAGAUAAACUGGGCAGAUGUGGACCAUGAUGAGGAAAUUGAAAAUGCAUGACCAUUUUAUUGGAAUAAAAUUUAUAUUUCAGAAAAUUGUACACACCUGAGAAAAAGUACAGUGAAUUUUAAUAAUAAGUGUAUUUAUUUAACUCAAUUACUUCAGAAUCUAUGUAAUACGUUUACUAAGAUGUAGAUGAAAAAUAUAGAUAAUAAAAUUUUAAAUUUAUAAUAUCACACUGAUUAGUUAACACAGGUGUAAUCUUGGAGUGAACGUUUAUCAGCUAACUACUUAGAGAAUACACAAAAUGAGGACUAAGUGUACUUGAAUUUUAUAGUAACAUUAAAUUGAUAAAGAAAAGCUUCCAGUGAAUGAUAAUGACUCAGAAAAAUAUACUUUGAAAGAAGAGUACAUAAAAACUUCAUACACCAUUCAUUAAACUACAAAGUUACAAAAUGAAAAAAAUAUCUUAAAUGCAAACCUAACUGAAAAUAAAACAAAAUAAACUUAUUAUUUUUAAUAGCAAUAUUUAUUCAUGAAAAUUAUUUGAUAUUGUUAACAUAGCUAAAAAAUAUAAUUGUACAAUGCAAAAUUUGCAUAUAAUUUUAUGUUAUAAUAUAGCAAUUGCACUAUUGUUGCGAGGACUA
Cydia fagiglandana is the source of this 1294-nucleotide messenger RNA. RefSeq lists its product as uncharacterized. NCBI's taxonomy places the organism in Eukaryota, Metazoa, Arthropoda, Insecta, Lepidoptera, Tortricidae. The record is from RefSeq and is a predicted model, not a curated record. Bases 69 to 707 code for a protein of 212 amino acids. The transcript is spliced from 3 exons.